Messenger RNA from Saccostrea echinata, 1474 nucleotides. RefSeq lists its product as uncharacterized. The record is from RefSeq and is a predicted model, not a curated record. Bases 95 to 1336 code for a protein of 413 amino acids. The transcript is spliced from 3 exons. Lineage: Eukaryota; Metazoa; Mollusca; Bivalvia; Ostreida; Ostreidae.
UUUGACUCAAGAUGAAAAAAUAGAAAAUCUUCUGUCGUUUUUAAAUGCGAUUUCCGAAGAUUUGCAAUAUAAAGAAGCUGAAUUACAUCUUGUUAUGCAAAUGGAUACCAAACCAGAAUCAGCGAAAGAUAUUUCAACUAUAAUACAAAAAACAAAACAAUUUAGAAUUCCAAAAGUUGUUCCAAUCGCCAAACAUAGCAUAGCAAUUAAACACCAUCUAACAAUAUCACUUGAAUUGAAACUGAAUGAAUAUCUUUGUGACAUUGAAAGACAGUUAUCUGCUUUGCCGUCGGUGGAUGGUGUAGCAGAAAGUUUGAAGAAAAUAAGGGCGGUACUUGAAAGGCUUAGAAAAGCACAAUAUUUUCCAGAACAACAUGUGGUUGAAAGGCCAUACAAUAAAGAACAAGUAAUGAAAAUUAUUGAACGUUACCGAGAAAAGAUUCUAUAUCAUGGCUUUAAUAAAAAAGGAGUCAGAAUAGUCACUAAUGAUGAAACGGUGAAAGAAGAUUUGCUAAAAAAUUUCUCCAGUGUUGGAAAUUUAGAGGUCAAUAUAACUGUGCAAUCUGAUUUGGAGAUGACACCAUUUGCUGACACAGGGAUACCAUUACAUGGGGCAAAAUGCGUAUAUAGACAACAAACUUCUGAUUCUUUCUAUUUUGAUAACGAUUAUGCAACAACAGGUAGUCUAGUCAACAUAAAUGCUUCUAGAAUGGCCGCAUUAACCUGCCAACAUGCCUUUUUUAACCGAGAAAACCAGAGUGUUUUUGUAAACAUUAAUGGAUCGGUUGUUAAACUUGGCAGUAAUAUGUUUUAUCUUCGACAAAUGAGUUGCAUUCAUGACGACAUCGCCCUUAUAGACGUAAACGGACCAACAAUUCAUAUUAUUGAUUCUAAUUGUGAGAAACUUUUACUUGAUGUGCAAAAUGAACCAGCUCCAGCUGACAUCUCUCGAAGAGAUUUGGAUGAUUUGGUUGGGGAAAUAGUUCACAAACGUGGUGCAUGCACUGAUUUAACUACAGGAAUUGUUAUUGAAACUGGCGAAAUCCGACAUCGAAACUUCCCAGAACGAGCUUCAGCAAUUAUUGUCGAACCUACUCGGCGACGAAGAGGGCAAGUUCGGUUGUUUGGAGCACCAGGAGAUUCGGGUGCGCUUUUAUUUCAGCCUUCUUUGUCUCUUGAAAAUAAAUUAGAGGUUGUCGGUAUGUUGUACGGUAGAGCCCCAAAAGAUAUUUUCCAAGAUCCUUGUACUGUAAUAUGCAUUCCCCUGGGAGCAGCUGUGAACAGGUUGAUGCGUAGAAUCCCUGGACUUCAUGAAAUUGACUUUUACAAACAAUGAUAUACAAGUGUUGUCGGAAAAAUGUUUUUCCAACCCAUUUUUCUUUUUGAAUUUAUAAUGCAUAAAGAUAAAAACAUUUUUUCAACUUUCUUUACCCAACUUUGUUUCUUUUAUUACGUUAUGAUAAAGUUUAUAAUU